Messenger RNA from Phragmites australis (common reed), 3277 nucleotides. RefSeq names its product filament-like plant protein 7. The coding region runs from base 582 to 2903 and encodes 773 amino acids. Lineage: Eukaryota; Viridiplantae; Streptophyta; Magnoliopsida; Poales; Poaceae. The transcript has 4 exons. The record is from RefSeq and is a predicted model, not a curated record.
GCCAUUCUCUGAAGCAUGAACUCGUGGCUAGUGCUAUCAUUCUCAUGAGCCAUGAUGCGUCCCUAGUGGUAGCUUGAAUCCACCAGUAGAAGAGCCAUGUCAGGAGAGGAAGAAGCCAGUCUCCAGUGGGGUCGUCUGGUCGUGCAAGAACCUUACAGCACAACCGCUUCAUCUUUCAGUCUGACUGACGGCAUGCUUGAACCACCGAGCUCCGAUCCCCUGACUCCUCCGCUGCCCCGCCUCGCGAAGAAAGCGCCACCCGCGCUGCACCCUUUGACGCUUUCUUCCGCAACUCGAACGCAUCGGGGCACCGACCAAACUACUUGUGCCUCACCCGCGAAAUGGCCUGGGGAUAGAAUGCCGCGAGCGACCAAGGUGGUGCAACCGCUUUCUAGUUGUGUUCCCGUUUCCUGCUCUGCCUCUCUUCGCCGCUCUGCGACGAGCGAGGAGCCAUGCAUCCCUGUGGCGUCUGAAAAGUUGUACGGGCCCUGUUGAAGCAGGUUAAGCUAAGACUAUUGCCUCUAGCAAAAGUACCCAUUGAAGGGAAAGAGCUGAUCAGCUGAAGAAGCAUAAAGGGAACCAUGACUGAAAUGGAAGAAGCUCUGAGAUCCUGCAUGGAGCGACUGGUAAUUGCAAGAGAAGAGCGGGAGCAGAUCAUCGUCGAGGCAGCCAACGAGAUAUCCUCGGAGAAGAAGAAAGUCCAGGAGCUCCAGCACAAGCUGGAAGAGGCGAACAAGAAGGCAGCGAAGCUUGCCGCCGAGAACAGCGGCCUCUGCAAGGCCGUCGACGCCAAGGAAGCGCUGAUCAGAGAGCUGAGGCAGUCCGAGGCGGCCGCGGGCGACAAGCUCGCCGACGCGACGGCGAGGCUCGAGUCGGCGCAGAAGCAGGCCGGCUCGCUGCAGUACGAGGUGCUCAUGCUGCAGAAGGAGCUGGAGGUCCGUGUCCAGGAGCGGGAGUACGACCUCAAGUCCGCCGACGCCGCGCGCAGGCAGCAGGGGGAGCACCUGAAGAGGAUCGCGCAGCUGGAGGCCGAGUGCCUGCGGCUGCGCGCCAUGGUCCGCAAGCGGCUCCCGGGGCCGGCGGCCAUUGCCAAGAUGAGAGACGAGGUCGACGGGCACAAGCAGACACCCGGGGCCAGCCCGAGGCGGCCGCGCCCGGUGACGCCCUCCUCGCCGCGGUCGGUGACGCCGUUCUCGUCGCGCACCGCGUCACCGUCGCCGCGGCGCUCGGUCUCGGACGCCGAGAACUACGCGUUCAAGCUCCGUGCCGUCGAGGACGAGAACAAGGAGCUGAAGCAGGAGCUCGCCAAGAGGGACAGUGAGCUGCAGUUCGUGCAGAUGAAGUACGCCGACGAGGCUUGCAAGCUGACAGUGGUGCAGAGGCAGCUCAAGGAGCUGACAGAAGAGAACAGACAGCUGAGUGAUGCUAACUGUCAGUCUGAAUCUUGGGCUUCUGCUCUGAUUUCUGAACUCGAGCAGUUCAGGUCCGGGAACCAGAUUGGUGCGUCCAUCAUAGCAUCAUCUGACAUGAGCUUGCUAGAUGAUUUCAUCGAGAUUGAGAAACUGGAGAUGGCAUCAGGUGAUCGGAAGCGAAAUGCACCACUUGCAUCUCCGAAGAAGGCGGAUACGAGAUCGGUAACGCGAGAGAAGAAUGGCAAUGAUCUUGUCAUGAAUGGUAGUAUCUCCAGCGGUCAUCCUGGAAGGGUUCAGGAUAUUUGGGAACUGGUAAUGCAUAAGCAUGAAUCAACUCAGGAAAGCAUUGAAACCAUCAUUGAGGAAAUAAGGCACGCACUGGUUUUGGAUCAGAGUGCUGUUUCUGCCAAAAGAGAAGAUUCGGAUGUAUGGUAUGACCGGUCUGAAAUAGAGAAGAUAGUCAGAGAUCUGGUUGAAAAAGUCACUUCCAUGAUUGGCACAUCUGCAGAAGAUAAUGUUUCAAGGUCAGGAUCACUGUUGCAUAACAAGUCUGAACUUUGCGGUCGCCUUGAGUACCUGGUUGAACUCUGUCAUGAUCUACUACAUGGGAAAGCUAAGCUUGAAAAGUUCAUCGACGAGGUUUGCCUGAUCCUGAAGUUCAUAGUGAGCCAAUACUUCUCAAACCAAGAUCCAUCUGACACUGUGGAUAGUGAUAAGUAUUUCGAUGGUGAUAAGUCACUAGGUGCAGUGAACACAGAAAUUCAACAUGACAUCCAAAGUGCAAAACCAGCAGCAGCUCUAGAUAUUCAGACAGAAGCACAAGAGGAACAAGUUCAAUCAGCUGAAGGCCAGAUUAUGGUCAGUCAUCAAGAGAAGCUUGAUAAAGAGCUGACACAAAUUAUACAUGCUCAGGAUGAAAAUAUCCUGCCGGGAAGAAAAUCUACGUACUGUGAGAUAGAAAGCCCUGCUGCUGAGGCAAGUGUGGAAGAUUGGGCAGCACAAGAGGAAAAUCAGUUAGCAACAAACUCAGAGAUACUGGCAGCAGCCGAUAAGCUCGCCGAGUGCCAGGAGACGAUCACAACUCUAAGCAAGCAGUUGCAGGCUCUAAAGAUUCCAGCAACAUCAGGUCCUCUGGACAGUCCAAUCUGCAACCCCAGGCCGAGCUCAGCAAAGUCCGACUAUAAGCCCCAGUCACUCGCAAGCAUCCUCGCCGAAGAGUUCGCUAAUGCUGAGGGUUCUAGGUCUCCUGCUACACCCAAACAAAUGCAAUUGAAGAAAGAAGAAGACGAGCUUUAUGCCACACCGAGAAGGAGCAUAGCACAAGAGCAGAACGCCGACGCUGAUGACGAGGAAUCGACGCUAAUCGUUGCCCAUCCAGUGUUCGCCGAGCCACGGAAAGACGACGUUUCGGCUGAUCCUAGGAAGAAGAAGCGGGGUCCAAGCCUGCUGGGCAGGAUAAUGUUCAGAAAGAAAGUGGAAGGUGGCUCCUAGGCUGCGCUGAAUCAACAUGGUGGACGCACUGCUGCUGGUGCUGCAUGUGUUCCAUCUAAUUUAGCACUGCACUACUGCUACGUUAUGACCAGUGAUUUUGGGCUUGUUCUGUUUGUUACAAAUUCUUGCAUUCCUGCUCCCAGUGAGCGAUCUCUUUGGCCAUACAUUCUGUUCCAGAGCCUGGUAGUGACAGAUGGCAACACAGGCUCUGGCACAUGAUGUGAGCAACCAUCUGUUUUUUUCCUUGGCGUACAUGAACGGUUUUCUUUGUGUAUUUAUGCACCUCAUGGCUGUGUAAAUGUUAAUUUAAUGAAGGAAAAUUCAUUAUUUUUCCUUCCAGGAACAGUACAGUAAUAGAACAUUUGUAUUCCUGA